Molecule: messenger RNA, 3033 nt
Organism: Clonostachys rhizophaga
Lineage: Eukaryota; Fungi; Ascomycota; Sordariomycetes; Hypocreales; Bionectriaceae
Source: the annotation of a GenBank genome assembly
AUGUCACUCCCUCCACCACCUGGCAGCAUUGGCCAGCGGCUAAUUCCCUCUCUCAUCGAUGAGAUUGCCGAAUCAGAUCCCGGGCGGGUCUUCUACUCCAUUACCAGAACGAACAACCCUGCUGAUGGAUUCCGGAACAUCACUGCCAAGCAGUUCGCCAGAGCCGUCGACCGCUGCGCAUGGCAUAUCAAGGACAGACUGGGGCAGGGAGAAGGAUUUCCAACACUCACGUACAUGGGACCGCAGGAUCUUGUCUAUGGCAUCAUAAUUAUAGCCUCUGUUAAGGCCGGCUACAAAAUGCUGCUCAACUCUCCGCGAAACACUCUGGAAGCUCAUUUGCAUUUGUUUGAGAAAACUGACUGCAACAUUUUCCUCCACCCUCCAGACUUUGUAUUGCCGGCAGUGAGGCAAAUUCUAGAGGCAAGACCGAUGAAGGAAGUAGAGAUCCCUUUAUUGGAACACUGGCUGCAGGAUGGCCCUCAUGAGCCGUACCCUUACAACAAAUCUUUUGCCGAGGCGAGGCUGGAACCUUUUGUUGUGAUGCACACAUCCGGCUCCACGGGUCUCCCAAAGGCUAUCAUCAUGACUCAUGGGACGAAUUCUCCUCUGGAUGCUUUCGCGUCUCUCCCUUCCCUCGGAUUAGCAGAUACUUUCCCUGUUCUAUGCAGGGGAACUCGAGUAUACUCAGCCUUUCCGCUAUUCCAUAGUGCCGGAGUAUGUCUCCUUCUCCCCGCAUCCAUCUAUGCUGGCUUCACAGUCGUUCUUGGGCCGUUUCCGCCUUCUGCUGAGACUGCGAAUGCCAUGCAUGUACACGCAAACGUACAACAUAGUCUUAUACCUCCGACCGUCAUCUCCGACCUCACAAAAACACCCGAAUACCUCGACAACCUGGCUCGCCUCGAACAAAUUGCUUACGGUGGCGGGCCAUGCUCAGCUUCUGUCUCGGAACUCGUCUCUACCAAAACCAGGAUACAAAACACUCUUGGAUCGACGGAAAGUGGUAUGCAUCCUGUCGAGCGCUGUCAAGAUCCUGCGUCUAUGAAAACGAGUCCCGUGUUAGGCCACGAAUACCGACACUUCUCUGGAGAGUUAUACGAGCAGGUCAUCGUGCGAAAGCCAGAACUCGAUUUGUACCAGGGCGUGUUCUGUACGUUUCCGGAGUUGCAGGAAUGGCCCAUGAAGGAUCUGUAUUCGAAACAUCCAACAAAUGAAGGGGAAUGGAUACAUAGAGGGCGAGCUGACGAUAUUGUCGUGUUUUCCACGGGGGAGAAAUUGAAUCCAAUCGAUAUGGAGGACAUCAUCAAAGAAAAUCCUCUCGUGAGCGCAGCACUCAUUGGAGGUCAGUGUCGAUUUCAAUCAUAUCUGCUUGUUGAGCUCUCGCAACAACCGGAAUCCAAGGAGGAUAGGGACCAGAGAUUUGAGUCAAUAUGGGAUUCCGUUAAGCGUGCGAAUCAGAUUAGCCCAUCCCAUGCUAAGAUUCACAAAGACAUGGUCCUUUUUACGACUCCAGAGAGGCCAAUGCUACGAGCUGGCAAGGGCACAGUUCAAAGGCAACUGACACUGGACAUGUAUUCGUCGGAAAUCGAUAACCUGUAUAGCGAAAAUAAUGGACAAUCCUUGCGCCAGACAGAAAAUUGCAAGGAUCAGAGCUUGGAAAAUGCCAUCGAAGAAAUUGUGGCACAAUCGACCGAGAUAAAUGUUGCUACAUUGACCCCCGAAACUGAUCUUUUCUCUCAUGGAUUGGACUCACUGCAAGUUAGUGUAAUCGCGAAGAAAAUCAAUCAACUUCUAGCAAACAAGGGGAAGCCUCUCGCCUUCGAUACGAAAACCAUUUAUAGAAACCCCUCGCUUCAAGCAUUAGUGGCUUCAGUGUCCACUGUCCUCAACGGAGAAGAAUCCAGCCUCGAGGCACCCCAGAUUUCAAUGCAGGAAAUAUUCGACAAAUUUGCAGAAGACAUCCCGAUUUCUGCGAGGGAUGCACAUGAAACCACGCCGGGAAGCUUUGUCUUUUUACUGACCGGGUCCACCGGCUCUCUGGGUUCGUAUAUCCUGGACGGAUUACAGCGCAAGCCAGAAGUCAGGCAUAUUUAUAUCCUCAACCGAGGACCUGGAAGUUUAGACCGACAAGAAAGAUCACUGAAAGCGAAGGGUCUUCAUUCCCUGACAAAAAAAGAGCUCAUACGAAAUGUCACGCAUAUUGUCCACAACGCCUGGAGAGUUAAUUUCAAUCUUUCAUUGGAGUCUUUCGCAGGACAGAUCGCUGGUGUCAGGCGCUUGAUUGAAUUUUCUGUUCAAUCACGACAUGCGGCACGAAUUCUUUUCGUCUCAAGCUUGAGUACAGUAUCCGGCCUCUCCGGACGUGUUCCUGAGGAGCUAUAUACCGAAUGGCAUACGCCACAAGACAUGGGGUACGCGAGAUCAAAAUUCGUCUCUGAACUACUCCUGGAUAGGGCCGCCAAAGAAUCAGGGAUACCGGCUGUCAUUUGUCGUGUCGGCCAGAUUGCUGGCCCCACGACAUCGGACGGGAUCUGGCCUAAGCAGGAGUGGGUUCCCAGUUUGAUUGCCAGCUCAAAGUACUUGGGAAAGUUGCCCGAAAGCCUCGGAGAAAUGGAAGUGAUUGAAUGGAUUCCCGUGGAUAUACUUGCUCAAGGGAUUAUUGAGCUCGCCACCGCCAGGACGGAUGGUUUAGAAACCGGAGCUCGAGUAUAUCACAUGGUGAAUCCAAAUCAAAGCCUCUGGCGUGACGUUGUCUCUACUAUACAGAAGUACUUUGAGCACAGCGGAGUGGUCAUACAGAUGGCGAGUUUCAAGGAUUGGGUGACCGACUUGCGCGAGAGCUCUUCGAAGCUUGAGGAUAUAGACCAAAACCCGGCAUCUAAGCUCGUCUCAUUUUACGAAGGCUUACUCGAGAAUACAGAGAGGAGCGUUUCUUUAGAUACAAAGACUGCAGUGAAGACGUCUCUCAGUAUGGCAGGAUUAAAGCCCGUGGGAAAAGAAUGGAUGACAAACUGGAUGCAGCAAUGGAGCUUUUGA